Molecule: messenger RNA, 1905 nt
Organism: Halteromyces radiatus
Lineage: Eukaryota; Fungi; Mucoromycota; Mucoromycetes; Mucorales; Cunninghamellaceae
Exons: 3
Coding region: 110-1876 (588 amino acids)
Source: RefSeq, a predicted model, not a curated record
UUUAAAUACUGAUUUGAAUAAACGUAUUCUUGAGAAAAUACCGGAUUGGAAACUAGCCAUUACACCUUCUGGGAAAUUGGCAAAGGAAUCUUGUUUUGUACAAAAAUAUAUGCCACCUAUUAUACCAUUGACUCAUGACCAAUCAACUUCUCUUAUGGUUACUCAUAGUAAUUGGACUCAUCGACUUGUUGAUCAAGGUGUACUUUGGGACCCAAGUAAUGACUCAACCAUUCAUAAUCUUUCCUUGGCUCAACUUUUAUUUUAUCCUCAACAACAUACUCAAAACCCUUUACACUUUGUUAAAAAGUCUUUACAUUUGAUUUUAUUCGAAACUCGUGCCUUCUUACCAGUCAACAAUAUUUUACGACUCACUUUGAAGUUUCAACAAGCUAUUGAGGAAGCAUUAAUACCUUAUCCUUCUGAUUUUCGUCAAACCUUGAAGAACCUUAUUCUAGUCUUUGAUACUUAUGGUUUCCUCUGGCCACAGAAGCUCAUCCUCGGUCAUCGUAUCCAUGUCAAAAAAUCUUACAAAGUCUAUACUCCUGACGAUCGAUUGAUGUAUUUACGUGUAGCCAAAGAUGAUGUAUUGGUCAAACUUGCAAAGGAACGUGAACUUAAAUUACACGAACGACAAACUCAUACGGAAGAAAGCUUGACUUGGACUAUUAUUAAACGCAAUGAUAUCUGUCCUAUCUAUGAAUUUUUGGAUGAUCCUUGGAAACAACAAAUUCAACACGUGAUUCAUGAAUGUUUAUAUCGUAUUCCUAUUCAUGCACCCAUCAAACUACGAAAUUAUUCAACAAACGCUUAUCUCAGCUGGCGAUUGAACGAUGAUGAACAAGUAUUAUCUUUGGCUGCUUUACCAAUGGACAAAUUGAUGUCAAGUCAAUAUCUCUGGCGAUUCACUUUGACUCGUUCGGCAACUUCUCCUCCUUCUUUUGCUGCUCUACCUGAUCUGGUGGCAUCUUAUCAAUCUCAAUUUCUACGUUGUGGAAGUGAUGUGUUUUUAUCUCCAGCUUGUGAUACUUUAUUAUCCUCUAAUCAAUCCAACAACAAGUGCACUCAUACUUCUAUCUUGACUCGAUCUCCUUCGGAAGGGAAUGAUGCUCGAAUACGAUCUGUGGGUUUAUUCAAUCCUGAUAAUAAUAAUAAUAAUAAUAGAUUGGAUGGAAUGGAAACAACUUGGAAAGUGGAACUACCUGGUUUGGGUCUUGGUCGAGAUGAUGAUAGUUCAACGGAUGAAGGUCUCAAUAUGGAUAUUCUUAUUGGUCGAUGUCGUCUGGUUCUACAUGGUGAUAUCAUUGCUUUACGUCAAGUCCUUUAUUUGUGUGCACAGCAGAAUUCUACUUUGGUACACCCUAUUGUUGCUAAGGAAAAUGCUUUGAUUGGUAGGAGUUUGGAACAAUGUUGGUGGAUUGAAUUAGCAACAGAAGAGGAUUUGAAAUAUCAUCAGGAUUCUUAUAUUCCAUGGUCGAACUUUUCUUCAACACAUCUCUUACGACAACAUAAAAGUGUAGAAUCUCUUGCCAUUUGUACCGAUAAUACGCCUUUUUCCCUGCGACGUGUUCAAUCUUUCGACGGCUCUCUUUUAUCAAAAUCAAAUCCGCCCAAAACGAAUGUCGAAUUUGGUAUGCAAAAGAAGAAGAUGUCAAGUCCUCCUUUACUACCAACUUUUCAUCAACCAACAACAACAACAUCGAAUGCUGCCGAUGAAGAAGUAGGUUAUGAUACCAAUAAUUUGAACCAUCCUCGUGUACAACCCUAUUUACGUCUUUAUGCUUCAAAACAACAAAACACUUUGGCCAGAGUAUGGAAACAUUCUAGUUUGAAACAAGUCCUAUCCAGAUUCCCAAACAACUCAUAUCCCUUCAAAUAAAAUAUCAGUAUAGAAUAUACGAUUCAUCC